CCCUUCUUGCCCUUUUUACCUCCACGUCCACCACGAUCUCUCCGGCUCCGUGGCCAUCUACAACUCCCCCUCGCGACUUGAUCUCGUUCCUGGUUUUCUCAGUCUUCCGGCCCUUACGGUCCGCCUUGCGUCAGAGGAACCCUUGCAACGUGACCUCCACUAGACACAUCCUCGUUUGGCCGCUGGAGACCGGAGCCCGCGCUCCCAACUAUAAUUCAAUUAAUCAAUAAACAACUGUUUAUUUCUCCGCCUGCCGCUGCCUGCCAGUGAUCGAAACGUUUUCCCCCCAAUAUCCGUCACGUUGACGCCUAGAAGCCCCCUUUCCGACAGCUCCGCCGAGGGUUUGCUUACCUGGGAUCCUCUCUGCUCGACUCCUCCACCCCUGUGAACCUUCUCGCCGUGACAAUUGACCCUUCUAGCGGACAUUCCCCCGAGUCUUGUGAGAGACUCGCCGCAGAGAUGAAUCCCACCCUUCCGUCAUGGAAGGAUCGAACGCAAAACCAGUUCGGGAAGCUUCAAAUCCAAGUACCAUGGCGCUCGAUCCAGCUCCUGGUCCCGCAUCGCAUGCGACGGAAAAUCCGCUCGAAGCUGAGGAGUAGGAUAUCUCCUACUUCCUCGAUAUCUUCGUUGCAAACCUCGUUCUCACCUGUGGACACGCUCCGGUCACUACAAAGCCAUCGGUGGACGACGUAUGACUUUCAAUAUUUGCUGUUAUUAAUCGUUGCGAUCUUCUCUUUGACGGUCAUUGAGUCGCCCGGGCCGCUAGGGAAGACCGCCAUGUUCACAAUGUACAUUGUCGCUCUUCUGCUCCCCAUCACUCGUCAGUUCUUUCUGCCGUUUCUUCCCAUUGCCGGGUGGCUCCUCUUUUUCUACGCAUGCCAAUUCAUUCCAAGCGAUUGGCGCCCUGCUAUCUGGGUCCGGGUGCUACCGGCCCUGGAGAACAUCCUGUACGGCGCCAACAUUAGCAACAUUCUGUCUGCUCAUCAGAGUGUUGUGCUCGAUGUGCUAGCCUGGCUUCCGUAUGGUAUUUGCCAUUACGGUGCUCCUUUCGUCGUAUCUCUCAUCAUGUUCGUUUUCGGCCCCCCCGGCACUGUGCCCAUCUUCGCGCGGACCUUCGGGUACAUCAGCAUGCUUGCAGUGACCAUUCAGCUGUUCUUUCCAUGCUCGCCGCCAUGGUACGAGAACCUGUAUGGUCUGGCGCCGGCCGACUAUUCGAUGCCCGGUAACCCAGCGGGUCUUGCUCGUAUCGAUAAGCUCUUCGGCAUCGACCUCUACACAUCCGGAUUUAGACAAUCUCCGGUCGUGUUUGGUGCGUUUCCAUCGCUGCACGCCGCUGAUUCGACUCUAGCCGCUCUCUUCAUGAGCCAAGUUUUUCCUCGCCUCAAGCCGUUGUUUGUGACUUACACCCUGUGGAUGUGGUGGGCCACGAUGUAUCUGUCUCACCACUAUGCGGUUGAUCUGGUUGGUGGCGGGCUUUUGGCCACAGUCGCUUUCUAUUUCGCAAAGACUCGGUUCAUGCCCCGCGUUCAAGCCGACAAGAUGUUCCGCUGGGACUACGACUACGUGGAAUUCGGGGAUUCAUCCCGGGGAUACGGCUACGACCUAGCUGACUACGAUGGCGACUUCAACCUCGACAGCGACGAGUGGACGGUUGGUUCUUCUUCCUCCGUCUCCUCCGGCUCCUCGAGUCCCGUGGAUGAUCAUUAUACCUGGGAGGGUGAGACUCUUGCCUCCCCUGCUUCCGACAUCGAGUCCGGAAGACAUAUGAUCAGCCCAUGA
Molecule: messenger RNA, 1779 nt
Organism: Aspergillus alliaceus
Lineage: Eukaryota; Fungi; Ascomycota; Eurotiomycetes; Eurotiales; Aspergillaceae
Product: phosphatase PAP2 family protein
Exons: 2
Coding region: 460-1779 (439 amino acids)
Biological process (GO): inositol phosphoceramide metabolic process; sphingolipid biosynthetic process
Cellular component (GO): inositol phosphoceramide synthase complex
Molecular function (GO): inositol phosphoceramide synthase activity
Source: RefSeq, a predicted model, not a curated record